Molecule: messenger RNA, 1418 nt
Organism: Camellia sinensis
Lineage: Eukaryota; Viridiplantae; Streptophyta; Magnoliopsida; Ericales; Theaceae
Source: RefSeq, a predicted model, not a curated record
AUGAGUAGGAAUACAACCUACAGCAGGAUAAUCAAACCACCAAAAGAAAAAACAAGAGAAAAGGGUACUCUCCCCGCCUUUGAUCGCUUCGUCGUCCUCGCCGUAUUCGACUCCGAUUCCAACUCCUCCGCCAUCGAAAUCCACUCCCUAACCCGAUCAAAACCCGCAAAUCUAACUCUUCAAUCCUUAUGGUCCUCACCCUCAAGAAUUUCCUCCCUCAAAGCCUCUCAAACCCUCCACAAACCCCUCAUCGCCGCAUCCACCUUCUCCGGCUCGCUCCACGUCCUGCUCGCUGACCCGGUCGAUGCGUUGAUCGAAUCGGAGGUUUCGGUGCCUGGGAAGACAUUGCACGUUGGACCCAUUUCGUGUAUUGAUGUGCAGGAAAAUGGGUCUGAGUGUGUUAGUGUUGGGGAAGAUGGGAGGGUGAAUUUGGUGAGCGUUGGUAAUUCGAAUUUGAGUCACCGCCGGUUUUUCGAUAGCAAUGGGUUGGUGUCGUACACAGCGGCGACGUGGGCGUCGCCGAUGGAGUUUGCCACGGGUGGAUUGGGGUUUAGUCUUCAGUGGUGGGAUCAGAGAAAGCCUGGAGGACCAGCUUCUCAGUUCAAGGGUAUUUGGGCUCAUGGAACUACUUCUGGGAUUGUACACUCCAUUGAUAUUCAUCCAUCAAGAAAACACACUUGUAUUGCAGGAGGCUCUUCUGGUACUGUAUUUGCAUGGGAUCUUCGGUGGCAACAGCAGCCAAUAGUUCUUUCUGGGGUUGCAGCAGGUGAGUUUCAGUCCCACUCAUUAUCUGAGAGUGAAAUUUGGGAGGUCCAGUAUGAUAGCUAUACUUCAAACAUUGGUAACACGUCAACAUCACGGGUGUUACCUGUUAUGAUCUGCUCAGAAGAUGGAAUCCUUGCUGUUGUUGAACAAGGUGAGGAACCCAUUGAACUCUUGGCUGAACCAUGUGCUAUCAACAGCUUUGACAUUGACCGACAGAACCCCUCGGAUGUGAUAUGUAGUUUAGAGUGGGAGGCUAUUGCCAUCUUGAUGAGGGCAUAAUUUCUGAGACUAAGAUGAAGAAUUCGGUGGCAUAAAUAGGAUCUGUUCAUUAUCCUUUCAGUGUAUCUUAAAGAGUGAAAGUGAUGAUCUACUUGGGGCAAAAAGAAGCAGCACAUUAUGAUUUUGGGAAGAUGAACUGGGUAGCUUCAGUGUGUUCUGGUAACCAGCAUAUGCACCCAAAAAUGUAAGGUUUAUAGUUAUGCUCCUUCUUGUCUAAUAGUACAGAAUACAGAUGGCUUUUUAACAGCACCAGACUGAAUCCAUGUUGGAAAAGUAAUUGUUCUAAUCUUGGACCAUCUGCUUUUGUUUUGAAAGACAUUGCUAAUGAAACACUAAAGCCAUGGACCCAAAAAAGUUGCCAUGAAAACUGUUCA